Molecule: messenger RNA, 7175 nt
Organism: Sciurus carolinensis (gray squirrel)
Lineage: Eukaryota; Metazoa; Chordata; Mammalia; Rodentia; Sciuridae
Gene: Zfp92
Product: ZFP92 zinc finger protein
Exons: 6
Coding region: 1-2364 (787 amino acids)
Biological process (GO): regulation of DNA-templated transcription
Molecular function (GO): RNA polymerase II cis-regulatory region sequence-specific DNA binding; DNA-binding transcription factor activity, RNA polymerase II-specific
Source: RefSeq, a predicted model, not a curated record
AUGUCCAUGGGUCUGUCCCAUGAGAAGUACUCUGCCAACGCUGGCCCCUCCCCUAUCUCCUUCAGGGACUUCAGUACUGUGACUACGGCGACCCCAAGCCCUCGGAGCAGCCCAGACGGGAAACGGAAGUGCCCAGGGAUGCGUGGGGAGCGAGGCCAGACGCCCCUGUGGGGCGGACGCGGACCGGGCCGCCCUCCCGCCGCGCCGCGCAUGCUCCGUGCCCCCCCUCGCGCCCCGUUCCCACGCCGCCGCCGCCCCAGUCCCGCCCGCUCGCGGCCCCGUUCGGCAGCGCCAGCCGACCCGACCGACGGACAGCCGCGCAGGACGCUCCUCCCAAGGAGCGCCUGCAAGCGAGGUCGAGACCCGGCUGGGAGCCCCCCGCCUCCUGGGGACGCCGCCCCGGAGGGCUUCUCGGAGGCGGCGGCCUUGUCCUCAGGCCUGCCGGGGGCGGGAGGGGAGGCCGACAGCCCCCGCCGCCGGAGACCCGGUAGCCCGCCGGACAGAGACGCAGUGGAGCGGGUUGGAGCCCCGUCUCGGCAGGGGCGCGGGAGGGCGGGCGCAGGUGGCCACAGGGUAGAAGGAGCAGCGGCAGCGGCGACAGUCGGGGACGUCCUGGGAGGCGGGCGAGGGCGGAAAGCAGUCAGGCUUGCCCUAGGGGCUACCCGCUUCCAGGGGAGCCACAGGAGAGGGAUCAGCCUGUGCUGGGCGCCCGGGGAGCCUCAGCCCGUGUUUUCCAGUUUCUCUUCUCUGAUUGGUUUUCCGCCGCUGAUCCUGGUGCUGGCGCAAAAGCAUCCCGUCGCUGAUCCGCCAGUAUUCCUGUGGGAGCAUGAUGCAGACUCACCCCGCUUCUUCGGGUACCUGGUGAUGGCGGCCAUUCUCCUGAGGACAAGGCCCAAGGUCCCAGUAUCUUUUGAGGACGUGUCAGUAUACUUCACAAAGACAGAAUGGAAGCUUCUGGAUCUCAAACAAAGAAUCCUCUACAAGCAGGUGAUGCUGGAGAACUAUGGCCAUUUAGUGUCAUUGGGAUUUGCAUUCUCCAAGCCUCUCCUGGUGUCCCAGCUGGAGCAAGGGGAGGGGCCCUGGGUAGCAGACUCCCUCAGAAGCCAAGCUGAGGCAGGAUCACAUGCAGGUGACGGGAUAAAGAGCAAGACGGCCAUUCCAAAACAGAAACAUUCUGGAAGCGGACUCCCAGGACCCGACUUUCAGGGCGGCAGAAGGGGCCAGGUGGCGGGGUCGCCUCCCCAGCCAGGAGGCACUAAGGGAGUGUCUGGGCAGAGAAGUCCCCAGGGCACCGCGCACAACCCGGUUCUAAAGCAGCAGCGUUCCAAGGGCGUGGAGAAACGGUACCUGUGUCAGCAGUGCGGGAAAUCCUUCAGCCGCAGCUCCAAUCUGAUCAAGCACCGCAUCAUCCACAGCGGCGAGAAGCCCUACGAGUGCCCGGAGUGCGGCAAGCUGUUCCGGCGCAGCUUCGCGCUGCUGGAGCACCAGCGCAUCCAUAGCGGCGAGAAGCCGUACGCGUGCAGCGAGUGCGGCAAGACCUUCACGCGCAGUUCCAACCUCAUCAAGCACCAGAUCAUCCACAGCGGCGAGAAGCCCUUCGCCUGCGGCGAGUGCGGCAAGCUGUUCCGGCGCAGCUUCGCGCUGCUGGAGCACGCGCGCAUCCACAGCGGCGAGCGGCCAUACGCGUGCAGCGAGUGCGGGAAGGCGUUCAGCCGCAGCUCCAACCUCAUCGAGCACCAGCGCACCCACAGUGGCCAGAAGCCUUACACCUGCCCCGAGUGCGGCAAGGCCUUCAAGGGCGUCUCGCAGCUCAUUCACCACCAGCGCAGCCACAGCGGCGAGAAGCCCUUCGCGUGCCAGGAGUGCGGCAAGACGUUCCGCGGCCGCUCGGGCCUCAGCCAGCACCGGCGCGUGCACAGCGGGGAGAAGCCCUACGAGUGCAGCGAGUGCGGCAAGGCGUUCGGCCGCCGCGCCAACCUCUUCAAGCACCAGGCGGUGCACGGCGGGGUGCGGCCCUCCGAGCGUCGCGGCCGAGCCAGGGGGCUGCGGCGCGGCUGCGUGCUCCUGGAGCCCCGGCGCGGGCACCGAGGGUCGCGGCCCCAGGAGGGCGGCGAGGGCGACUCGGUCGAGUCCCGGCGGAGCCGCAGCGGCCAGAAGCCGCACGCGUGUGAGCACUGCGGCCAGUCCUUCGAGAGCAAGUCGCAGCUGAGUGGCCACAAGCGCGCCCACGGCGGCGAGAAGUCCCAGGUGGGCGGCCCGCGAGCGGCUGCCGUUGAAGGGAAAUCGCCCGUCGAGGAGAGCCACGGCGGCCACGGUGCCAGCGUUCUGGACCCUGGGAAGACCCAGGGCAAAGCCUCGCCUUGAGGUCAAGAAACAGGGCACGACUCUGAGUGGGAGGACGCACCCUUCCCCAAGUGCGUUCUGUCCCUAAAGGAAGGGCCGGGUGUACAGGGGCGGUCGACGCCUAGAGACUGCACCCCGAGGCCCAGCCCAGUCCGCCAGGGUACUCCUGGCGGCCCGCGUGCGUGCGGGGGUGCUGGCUGAGCUUUGUACAUUGCAGAAUUGCUCCCCGUCCGCGGACAGCUGCCUGCUGUGCGGAGGGAGGAGGCAGCCUCGCCUCGCGCGGAGUGUACCUACGUGGCGGAUUGUUUGCCUCCUGCCAAGAGUUAGUGUCUCUGCGUAGAAGAACUAAAAAGCACUUUAACCCUUUCAGGGCUUAUUGAAUGCAGAGAGCUCUGAAAGUAGUCUGCUGCUCCCAGGGAAGGCACGGGGCACCCCGCUGUCCAGUAGUGUGGGCAAGCCCUGCAGGUGUGGGGAGCCGCGGGAGGCUGUGCCUGAAAACUCCAGCCCUCUUGGGCGCCCCCUGCUGCUUGGAGGAGGAGCUGCACACAGCCCCAUUGCCUUUCAGCGGGGCUUUCUGGGAAAUGGUUGGCCUUGGGCUCUGCAGAGAGGUAAGACCCAGAGAGCCUGAGCUUCUCCUCUCUAGGAGAGGAGCCCUGGAGGGACCUCCUGUGGUUUCUCACAGGAGUGGCCUCUGAGCAAGACCUGGCCACAUUUGUGCCCCCCUCACAUCCUCCCUCUGACUUCAGUCUCCUCCCUGCCCACCAGCCCCCAAGUUCAUGCCCUGUUGCCUCGUCCCCCAGGCCCCAACCCUGCUCACCCAGCAAAGGACAUCCGGGCCUUGCUGCCUACCCCCUCACCCACCAGUGCCUAAAGCUUUAAACUUAACUGCUCCUGUGUUGGAUUUGGGCAACAGGGCAGCUGCCUUUCGCAUGACAUUUGUUAGAAUAUCCAAGGUGCCCUUGCUUGGAACGUCUUUGUAUUCAGGGGUAGUGUAAGUCAAAAAUGGAGAUUUUUGCCAUAUGAGCGUGCAGGGAAUCACUCCUUAAUUAGAAUCCCCCAACCCCCUGAGAAGACCUGAGGCAGAAGAAAGGGGGCCAUCCCAGGCCCACACCUGGUAAGCCUCUUCUCCUUGUAAUGAUGCAGCACCCCCGCUUCAGCUGCAUGGUCAGGGCGGACCCUUCAGAAGGCACUUAUGAAAUCUUAGGGGAGUCUUCAAGAGGAAAGCUUGCUGCUAACUGUCCUGUUCUGCCUACACAGUCCCCAGAGGCCUGGGAAUUCUGACCCCUUGGUGUUCUCAGUCCGGCAUCCUGGUCGGUUGGCCACCCCUUCCAUCCUUCUACUCUCCCAGGGGAGAGCUGCUCUUUGUCACACAGGCCUCUCCAAGGAUAUGCAAGUGGUAGUUGUGGUGGAGGCUACCCAAGAAAGAGCAUGCACUGCCAGACAGGGGAGGUUCAAAGACAGUUACCUCCUGCCAGGAGAAUGUGGGAGGACCUGGAAAUCCAGGUUCCUUCCGAGGAUGCUGCUUGGAGCUCCAGUCAUUAGGACAACUCCAGAAAUCUCAUGCACAUACACACAUGCACAUGUAUAUAAGUUUUAUAUAUAUAAAAUUAUUUUAUGGAAAGUUCCAGAGUUCUUGUAACUUGCUCUUGUCUCAAGUUAGCUUGUCUCCAGUGGCUCCCUAUCCCCUCAUCCUAUGAUUGCCUUCUUGUCUGUAAGCCAGUGCCCCGUAUACCCGUAGCUGUGUGUCAUGUUCAGUCUCCUGUCCUGUGCACCAGCCCAGGGCUGGCACUGGCGACUGCAUGUGAAAUGCACUCUGUGUGCUUGGCACGUUGCACUUGGGCUUUGUCUCAUCUGCUCCAGCCUCACACAGGCAAUCCAAAGUAUCUUCAACUUUGCAUUUUCUAGUAGAAAUAUGUCUCUGAAGUCCCUAGUGAGGUAAUUGGGCAUUUGGGGUUUUUCUGAGGCUCUGACAGUCUCUUCUGGGGCUGGCACAGAUGCAGGGAAUCAGUUCCCAUUAGGGCAGGUACCUGUAGCAGGUUAUGUGCAUGGGCUCUGUCACACACACUCUAAUGUCCAUUUCCUGUGCUCUGGGAAGGGAAUGAUUCAGUUCCUACAAGCCAGUCACUAGCUUCUACCAAAGAAGAGCUGGCUCUCCCAGGACAGUGACAUUCCAUUGGUUCUAAAAUAAGCUAAUUCUAUUUUUAACACAAGCACCUUUUUUUUCACCUUAGUCCUAUACCCAAAAAUGACUCGCUACAGAAAGCAUCAUGUGCAGCAUUUUCAACAGAAAGUGGAUCUGCCAGGAGAGACUUGGGGCACUGCUCUCUGACUUUGAGUGACCUGGAAAGCUCCAGAAUCCCCAAUGCUUUCCUAGAUAAAUGACGCUUCAAAUGGCAAGCUAGUCGUUUUGUUUCUCCUGUUCUCAGAGUAAUUUAGUUCCUGUUAAUGAGAUUUUUUCACUACCACACAAAUAAUAGUAGUGUUUUCUUUCAGGUAGGGUAAUCAGGUAUGCAACACGGGUUUUGUGUGGAAUAAGAGAGGGCCUGGAAAGGACUCUUUUUUUCCUUCUAAGGUGCCUGUAAAUUGGGCUCCAUCCCUCCUGCUGUGUGGGAGGUGGGGAUGAUUGCCCUUGCUUUUUGAGGGAGAAAGAGUGUAAAAGCUUAAACUAUGGAGGGAAGUCCUGCUGCUUUCCAUUCCUUCCUCCAUCUGCUCCUCCCACCCCCAGAACUUUCCUGGAUGCCAAUCUUAGGCCCCUUCGCCUUUGGGCCAUUUGCUCUUUGAAACUUUGGAUGCUUUUCAAGAGGUGUGUACAUGCAGUGGCAGUAUCUCCAUGCAACUGCUAAAUGGUCCUGGCUGAAUUCAUUGUGAGAUGGAAUUGCUUCCACUUCCUUUGGCUGCAAAUAAAAAGGUCUACAAGUGUUGGCCUUCAAAGGAGCCCUCUAAUACAAGGGGCGAUUCUGAAUGUUUAGACUAAACAGGCAGUUGGGUUUAAGGUUGCAGGAAAGGCCCCCAGCAAGAAUCUGGGAAGAGCCCAGAACCAGUGUUUGGGUAUCCUUUUGGGUCCUCUGGCUCAUGGAUCCCUGUCUGGGGUCCUAUUAUACGACCCAAGGGUACAGACUCCUCUGACUGGGUCAUAGAGAGCCAAUGAAAGCUGGUUGGCUACCGUAACUGAGACCAGAAAGGGAGAUUUGGCCUGCCUGAUAUGUUCCUUAACAAGCUGCCACAUCGCCUCCUGAGAAUUAGCAGCUCCGUCUUCCUUCUGGAUACUUCUGUUGCCAGACUUCAGGCAACACAACACGGCAAAAUCCACACCUGCCAGGGAGAGUGCCCAGCUCUUCAGACAGGAAGUGGAAGUAGAGGGACUUCCAGUGGGGGAUUGCUGGGAAGUGCUUGGGUUGGAACAGGUGAAGGAAAGAAGAGAGCAUGUGUGGUGUGGUGGGGGAACCUAAAAAAGGCAGAGGGAUUUCUCUAGGACAGUUCUGGGGUAAAAGGUCAAUUAGACCCCAAGCGUGGAGAGCCUGGGAUGCCACACUCAAGAGUUUGCAUCUAGCUGGUUUUAGGUAAGGAGCAACUUUGCAAAACAUGAAUUAGUCUGUGUUGGAAGAAGGAAAGUUAAUGUGAAUUAUAGCUGCUAUAGUAAUUGACAUCUUGACAACCACCAAUGUUGUAUGGUGUAGUCUGCAAAACAACUAUCUAGAUGACAGUUCUUAUGUCUGUGAGGUGUGACACAUGGGUCUGGAUGGCUAGAGUCCACUGUGCAUGAUGAGGAGCUUGAAAGGGAAGCAUAGCAGUGUCCCAACCACAUUCCUCAGGAGGUCCAACUUGCCAUGCUAUUUGUAGCUGGUUUCAUCUUUUGCUGGCCCUGGUAUAUCUAUGACUUCACAGUACGAGACCUUCCAGGAUUCCUGCUGUCAGCAGAUCCUUAUAUUCUUAUAUUAGAAGUACCAUCAAGUUCAAGGCCUUGGGGAUUGGUGAAUGGCACAGUGCCUCCUUUUGUGUACAGGAAGGUUAAACUUGGUCCUUCUCCAUCAAUUGGGAACUUUCAGACUGGAAAUGAAGGGCUACUAGGGGUUCUUGGAUUUUAAUCUUUCCUUGACAGCUAGCUUAUGGAGGUGUAACAGACUGCACAUCUUUAAAGUGUACAGUUAGAUGGGUUUUGGCAUGUGUGUCCAGCCAUGAAACCACCCCACCAUCAAGACAGUGAACAGAUCCCUCAUCCCCAAUAGUGGCUUUAGGCCCCAGUAGCCCCAGCCUCAUGAUCACUGCUCUACUUUCUGUCACUAUAGAUUAAUUUGUAUUUCCCAAAAUUCUAUGUAAAUGGACUCUGUACAGUACAUGUCUUUCAAAGUUCCCCUUUUCCUAUCUGGAUAUCCAGUUUCCCCAGCAAUAUUUGUUGCAAAGAUGGUUGUUCCCUCAGUGGAAUUGCCUCGGGGCCUUUGUGGAAAAUCAGUUGGAUGUAUGAGUGUGAGCCUGCUUCUGGACUCUGUGAUGCCAUAUCAGUGCUAUGGACUGAAAGUAUAUGUCCCCACAAAAGUCACGUGUGGAAGCCCUGACCCCCCAACUGCUGGUAUUAGGGAGGUGGGGUCUUUGAGAGCAGUUAGGUUUAGAUGAGGUAAUGAGUGUGGGGCCCCCAUGAUGGGAUUACUGCCCUACUAGUAAGAAGCACUGUCCAUUCUCCAACACGUGAAGCUACACAGAGAAGGAAGCUAUGUACGAGAGCCAAAUCUGACAGCACCUUGAUCUUGGACUUCCCAACCUCCAGAAUGAUGAGAAAUAAAUCUGUUGUUUAAGCUGCCCAGUCUAUGGUAUUUUGUUAUUCUAGCCCAACCAAC